Cynoglossus semilaevis (tongue sole) is the source of this 5620-nucleotide messenger RNA. RefSeq names its product protein tyrosine phosphatase receptor type Z1b (gene ptprz1b). NCBI's taxonomy places the organism in Eukaryota, Metazoa, Chordata, Actinopteri, Pleuronectiformes, Cynoglossidae. Gene Ontology annotation, molecular function: protein binding; protein tyrosine phosphatase activity. The record is from RefSeq and is a predicted model, not a curated record. The transcript is spliced from 32 exons. Gene Ontology annotation, biological process: peptidyl-tyrosine dephosphorylation.
AUGUUUCCACAGAGGUGCGACCGCAGUCGUGUUCAGCUGCAGCUCCAGGCAGGACGCGGUGGUGUCAACAACACUGCCUCAUUAUUCCACUGCCAGCUGGACGGCUGCCACCAGGCUGUGACACUGAAGCCGGGCCCGGCGUUCAGGCAGCUCCUGUCGGACGGGUCCGGCCUCUCUCAAGUAACCAGUCAACCAGUGACAGAACCAGUGACAGAACCAGUGACAGAACCAGUGUCUGACCCAGGGUCUGACCCAGGGUCUGACCCAGAGCCCGUGUGGUCUGGAGCUGCUGUUCUCCAACUGUUGAAAGGACUGUGGGGACAAACAGGCAGCGAGUUCCUGUCACCCAGAACCACAAAGUUCUGGGUGCUGGAGCAGGAACCUGACCAAAGCAGCGCCACACGGUGGACGAGUUCUUGGACCGGGGUUGGUCGUUCAGAUGUUCUCGGUCCGACUGCUGGGUUCUCCCCUGGUUCCCUCAACCAGCAGCACUGGUCCAGGAAGUACCCGUCCUGUACCAGCGGCAGACAGUCUCCGGUGGACAUCGACGAAGCCUUCGCUCCGGUCAGACUGCAGUACCAACACCUGCAGCUAGAGGGCUGGGAGAGGACCAUAGCAGAGUCCAGCACGGUCCACAACAAUGGAAAGACCGUGUUCGUGGACGUGGAGGGGGAGUUCUUCGUGAGCGGGGGAGGCCUGAGCUCCAGGUACCGUGUCAGCAGAGUCCUCUUCCACUGGGGGCGCUGCAAUGCCACGUCAGACGGCUCCGAGCACAGUGUGAAUGGACAGAGAUCCCCCCUGGAGAUGCAGGUCUACUCCUACGACGCAGACGAGUUCCAGAGUCUGGACCAGUCCAUCAGGGAGGGGGGCAGGGUCUCAGCCCUGGCCGUGCUCUUUGAGGUCAGUCUGGAGGACAACCAGAACCUCGACCCACUUCUGGAAUCCAUCGGUACCGUCAGCAGAUUCGGUAAGAGUGGGUCACUGGAAGCCUUCACUCUUGGAUCCUUGUUGCCCAACAACACAGACAAGUAUUUCAUCUACAACGGUUCUCUGACUGUUCCUCCGUGUUCUGAGGUGGUGGAGUGGAUCGUCUUCAAAGACAGGGUGGACAUAUCAGAGACGCAGUUGGAGCGGUUCUGUGAGGUCAUGACCCUGCAGCAGGCCGGGUACGUCAUGUUGACAGAUUAUCUUCAGAACAACUUCAGAGAACAGCAGCAGUUCCUGGGUCAGAUCUUUGCCUCCUACACUGGAGUGGAGGACGUCCUCACCCCCACCUGCAGCUCUGAACCAGAGAACCUUCAGGCCGACGCCCAAAACGACACCACCAUCGUGGUGAUGUGGGAGCGCCCCCGUGUGGUUUACGAAACAACCAUAGACUGGUACACUGUCACCUACCAGAGGCUGCAGGGGAGGGACCAGAGCAAGAAGGAGUACCGGACGGACGGAGACCAAGACGUGGGGGCCAUCAUCUCCAGCCUACUGGCCAACAGCAGCUACGUCAUCCAGGUGGGGGCGGUCUGCACCAACGGUCUGAGAGGACGCUGGAGCGACCAGGUCAUCGUGGACAUGCCGUUAGAAGACCCAGAAAGUGAGUGGGGGUCUGAGACGGACGUGGACGAGGACUCUGAGGUGUCACCUGAGGUCAAACGGUGGACGACUGACGACCAGAAUCCAGCACACCACCGCCCUCUAGAGGAGAUCCCGGUGGAGCAGACCAAAGUUCACCAGAACACGCCAACAAGUCCACAGAAUCCGCCCGUCAAUCAAAGUCCGACGCAGCAGAACCCCAGGACGGCACCAAAGAGCCCCCCCGGUUCUGCCGUCCUGCAAAAAACCCGGGUCGGUCCGAGUGGUCAGAAAAAGUCGGUCAAGUCCAAGUCCACUCUGGACGAGAUGACCCAGAACUGGAUCGAUGAGGUCAGAAGAAGUCCAGGUCGAAGGCCUUCAUCUCACCCCAGAGUGGACACCAACGGCGCCAUCUGGCUGUCUGAGGCACCGGAACAACCGGGCUUCCUGUUUCCACUUCCUGUCACCACCACAGGGGCAGCGGUCCAACAUCAAAGGACAGAGGAGUCCCUGCUGUCCAUACAGACAGACGUCCACACUCCUUCGUUGGAGGACGUUCACGUCACAGACAUCUUCUAUGAAGACACAGUCGUCAACUUUCCUCUGGGAACGACCCCCCCUCUGGGAACGACCCCCCCUCUGGGAGCGACCCCCGCUCUGGGAACGACCCCCCCUCUGGGAACGACCCCCCCUCCAGCCACACCCUCCUCUGCUGGGGUCGCAGCAGGUAGAGACAUGGAGCACAUCUCUGUGCCCCCCCCUGACCCCGGGACAGAGGACCCCGUCAGGGUCAGCUCCCCUCCAACCAGCAGCAGCCUCACCCCUCCCCCCCCCCCCAGGGGGGACGCGCCCCCCCCACACGUCACCACCCACCCCCCGGGCGCCACCUCCCCUCUGGGAACGACCCCCCCUCUGGGAACGACCCCCCCUCCAGCCACACCCUCCUCUGCUGGGGUCGCAGCAGGUAGAGACAUGGAGCACAUCUCUGUGCCCCCCCCUGACCCCGGGACAGAGGACCCCGUCAGGGUCAGCUCCCCUCCAACCAGCAGCAGCCUCACCCCUCCCCCCCCCCUCAGGGGGAUGAUGCAUACGACGCAGGCCGUGUUCAGUGAGGGCAGCAACAGCAGCCAUGAUACCAGGGUGGGGCUGGUGGCAGGGGGGGUGCAGGGGGGAGAGAGGACGGACGUUCCUCUGGCUGUUGUCUCCACUUUGACUGUCGUCUGUCUGCUGUCCCUGGUGGGCAUACUGGUGUACUGGAGGAACUGUUUCCAGGUUCAUUUGGACCCAGAGGAGAACACGUCGUCACCAAAGGUCUUGUCUGUUCCAUCCACACCUGUGCUGCUGGGGACAGACGCUCCGGAACCGAUGACCAUGAAGCAGUUUGUGAAGCACGUCAGAGAGCUGCACGACAGGAACGCCUUCUCCAAAGAGUUCCAGGAGGUUCAGGUCUGUACUGUGGACAUGAACAUCACCACUGACACGUCCAACCAUCCUGACAACAAGAGCAAGAACAGAUACAUCAACAUCCUGGCCUACGAUCACAGCAGAGUUAAACUUUCCAACAGUUCAGACCGAGAAGGUGGAGACUACAUCAACGCUAACUUUGUUGACGGUUACCAGCGGACUAGAGCUUAUAUCGCAGCUCAGGGUCCACUCAGAGCCAGUAGAGAAGACUUCUGGAGGAUGAUCUGGCAGCAGAACGUCGGCGUUGUCGUCAUGAUCACUAACCUCAAAGAGAAAGGACGGACCAAAUGUGACCAGUACUGGCCAGAGGAGAACAUGGAGGAAUAUGGUCCAUACCAGGUGACACUGAGGACCAGCCGGUCCCUGGCUUAUUAUACACUGAGAAAGUUCACCAUCAGAGACAGAACAAAGGGGGCUCUCAAGAAGACAGAACACACGGUCCUGCAGUAUCACUACACCCAGUGGCCGGACAUGGGAGUACCUGAGUACACCCUGCCGGUUCUGUCCUUCAUCAGAGCUUCGUCCCAGGCCCGCAGCCCACAGAUGGGACCGGUUCUUGUUCACUGCAGUGCCGGUGUAGGAAGAACAGGAACCUACAUGGUCAUCGACAGCAUGCUGCAGCAGAUCCAGGACCAGGGGACCGUGGACGUUCUGGGGUUUCUGAAACACGUCAGAACUCAGAGGAACUUUCUGGUCCAGACGGAAGAGCAGUACGUCUUCAUACACGAUGUCCUGGUGGAGGCCAUCCUGAGCCGCGACACCACGGUGACCUCUGACCUUCUCCACUCUUACGUGUCUGACCUCCUGAUCCCGGGGGUGUCGGCCAGGACCCGCAUGGACAAACAGUUCAAGCUGGUCAGUCAGCGUCAGGGCUGACACUCGGACUACAGCAGCGCCCUCGCCCACGGCAACGCCGACAGGAACAGAGCCAGAGCCCUGAUGCCUGUGGAGAGGUCAAGGGUCAGCCUGACGGCUUCAACGUCCAACCCCAGUGGAUACGUCAACGCCUCCUACGUCACGGGAUUUCACCACAGUCAGCAGUUCAUCGUCAGUCAGACUCCACUGACUGACACCGUGGCCGACCUCUGGUCCCUGGUCUGGGAACAGAGGAGCUGCACCGUGGUCUACCUCCAGGACACACACAGUCAGAGUGAAGGGUUCUGGGAGUUCUGGCCCAGUGAAAACCGACCAAUGAGCUUUGAGGGUUUGACAGUGAGAUUCUUGGGGGCGGAGCCUGUGACGCUGUCCAAUGAUGACACACUGUUGGUGCAGGACUUCCUGCUGGAGUCUCCAGUGAACAGUAACUCACUGGAGGUGAGGCAGUACAGCGUCCCCUGCUGGCCAAACCCAGACAGCCCUAUUAGGAACAGUUUUGACUUGGUCAACACGGUCAGAGAACACAGCCGACACACGACCACGCCCACCGUGGUCCACGACCCUUUGGGUGGCGCCCCCUCUGGGCUGUUCUGUGCUCUCACCACCUUGUCCAGUCAGCUGGAGGAGGAUGGAGCGGUGGACGUGUACCAGGUGGCACGGAUGACCAACCUGAUGAGGCCGGGGGUUUUUAAUGANCCCCACACCCCCCUCUUUCAGGAGCAGUACGUCUACCUGUACCAGGCUGUGCUGAGUCUGGUCAGCAGCCAGGAGGACCAGAAGGCCCUGCAGAGUCCAGAGACCAACGGGUCGGUACCACUGGGUCAGACCAACGUCACAGAGAGCCUGGAGUCACUCAUGUAGCCCACUGGAACCAGGACUUUAGCACCACAGAGCAGGUUCCUCUGGGACCCCCCCCUAACCCCCACAUGGUGCGACACCACAGAGAUUAAAGUCCAGCCCCCCAAGCCCCCCCAGCCCCCCCCCACACACACACACGGGACGUUAGCUUGAAUAGACGGUAAUGUUUCCUAGCUAAAGCUAACGAAGUUUGUCCCCAACUCUACGUCACAGUUAGUCACUGUAGCUCAUUGACAUCACUAGGAGUGUAUGUUGGCAGAACAGUUCUAACAUCAUGGAGGUUGAUACGGGACCAAUAGUUCAGUGAAUGGAGAGGGACUGUUAUCAGUUCUAAGGAACCGAUCCUUUCUUCCUUUGAACCAGUUUUGCAGUUCAAAUAUGUGACUGUUACUACAGUGUACUGCAGUACAAUCAGCUGCAGCGACUGACUCACGCUGUAAAUGUUUAUAUAUUUGUACUCAGAGCAGGUUUUUCUAGUCCUUGUACUGCAGUACUUCUAACCAUCUUCAUGUCCACAGUACUAAUGAAGUAUUUGUCUCUUUUCUAUGGAAUUUUUAUUGUUUAGCCGCGGUUUAAUGUCAAAAUAAAAGACUGAUGUUUGUCUUGGAUGUUCUUCAGACUGUUCUGUUCCUGGGAGAACAGUCACCUUCAACACAGCACGGGAACUUACUGCAGAACCGCACAGCGCCUCCUGGUGGACCUGAUUAAGCUACAUUGAAGUCAACACAACCAAAAACCAACGGCAUAUUUACAUUUACUGUGUAGAAACACAGGGAUGUCUGUGGUGAACACAGCAUCAGCAUCAGCAUCAGCAUCAACAUCAGCAUCAACAUCAACAUCAGCAUCAGCAGCAUCA